CGUUUUAAGUGUAGUAAAUAUACUAAAGUGUAGCUGCAGAGAACACAACACAGCACCAAGAUGGCUCUAACGAGAAAGUUCGGUGGACUGUCAACUCAAUUGUUGAAAAACAGAGUAUGUUUAUUCGCGAUGGUGAGAUGUUUUUCCGAUAAACCAUUGCCAUGGAACUACCUCUGGAGCCCAGGGGAAUACAAAAAACAGGAUCAUGACAAGAUUGCUGAAAAGUAUCAUUUGCAUCCGAAGGACUAUCAACCUUAUCCUGAGAGUGAAAAUAAAUUCCUUGGUGAUUAUCCAAAGUUGCCCUUGGUAGGACCAGCUGCUAAAGACCCAUAUUAUCCAUAUGAUAUCCCGGAGUUUAGAAAAAAUUAUCACGAAACGGUACAUGACCAGUUUGAAGUAAUGGGCGAAGAUCGUUAUAGUUAUGGCUUCAAAUACAGAAUUGAUCCAGUAUUGGGAACGGUAGUAUUUUUCACUUUCAUGAUCACAGUAGGAAUAAUCACUUACCUGUUGGAGCCUUACCCAUCAUUCUCACCAAGGUUGGAAAGACAGUUUCCGCAAGAGGGUGUGGUACAUUAUACAUUUGAGCCAGCAAAUUCGAGAAAAUAAGAUGAGUAGUUUUGAGUAAAAAUAAUAGAUUUAUGUGAAAGAUAUAACAGUGUCUGAUAUAAUAUAUGUUAAUAUGACAGUUGUAAUAUAUGAAUAAUAUUUAUAUUACAACAUAUGUGUCUUAUUAAUGCAAUGUUUCUACAACAUUAAAAUUUUUCAUCACUCGUUAUUACUUCAGUUUCUCCACUUUUUCUCUAUUUGUAUUAUAGUCUUCAAUCUGUAUAUAAAAGCAAUAAAUUACUAAUAUUUUACCAGGGUUAA
Molecule: messenger RNA, 867 nt
Organism: Solenopsis invicta (red fire ant)
Lineage: Eukaryota; Metazoa; Arthropoda; Insecta; Hymenoptera; Formicidae
Gene: ND-ASHI
Product: NADH dehydrogenase [ubiquinone] 1 beta subcomplex subunit 8, mitochondrial
Exons: 4
Coding region: 61-606 (181 amino acids)
Cellular component (GO): mitochondrion
Source: RefSeq, a predicted model, not a curated record